AUGUCCGGCGACGGCCGGCACGCCCGCGUCCGGCGCGGGUGGUCCGACCUCCCAGGCGACGUCCUCGACAUGGUUUACCGCCGGUGCUGUUCCUCGCGGUACGACCACAUCCGCUUCGCCGCAGUCUGCACGUCCUGGAGCGCCGUCGCGUCGUGGCACCCGAAGCCGCCCGCCCUCCCACUCCUGCUCCCAUCCACGGGCGACGCCAAGCGCGACCGGAAGGCGCGGGCGUACAUCCUCGAGGACGGCAGAGCCUUGCGCCGCCCGCUUCCAGGGUUUCCAUGGGGCAAGCGGAUCGUCGGGUCCCACGACGGUGGCUGGGUGGCCGCCCUGGCCGGCACUCGCCUCUUCAUCAUGAAUGUCUUCUCAGGCACCCGUGUCGCGCUCUCCGCCAAGCAGAGCAUCGUCAGCGUAGAAGAGAACUACAUCACGAAGGUCAUCUUCUCAGAGGACCCUUCCUCGAGCGGCUGCAUCCUCGCCGCGAUGACCACGAGGUGCAAGGUAGCGCUCUGCUGGAUCGGCCUCGCGGGCGGCGGGUGGCUGACACGAGGAUCUACCGGAGAUGACCUCACCGACAUCGCCUUCUGCAACGGCGGCGCCGAUCUGUAUGGCCUCUCGCGCCGUGCACUAUAUAGGUUCGUGAUCGGCGCGGACGGAAAAGGGGCUCCCAUGGUCACCCUCGUGCACCGAGUACAAUUCGAAAUGGGCGUCUUCAAAGACUGCUGGGACAUGUCCCACGAGAGAUACAUCUUUGAGUUCCGCGGCAAGCUAGCCAUAGCUAUGAAGUUCGCACCGAGGAUCUGCUGCUGUAAAAAUCACUUCUUUAGGGUAUUCGAGUUUGACGGCGUCGAGAACAAACCAACAGAGGUGACGAGCUUGGGUGACCAUGCCUUGUUCUUGGGGCCGGAAUGCAGCAAGGCCGUACACAUGCCCCUCACGGGUCGACGCGGCAGGAUGGAAAGGAGCCGCAUCUACUACUCCGAGAAACAACCAUGUCCAUGCCACAAGACCAAGUGCUUAGAAAGGUUGGACUUAGGCAGCUACGCCCUGUAUUACGGGAAAAACAAGGGCAUGUUGAAUCACUCGCAGAGAAUCGGGUCUUCGGGGUACCAUUACUGUCAUGAGAACGACACCAAUGGUUGCACUUGGCUUCUGCCUCCGGACCUGUAA
This is a messenger RNA of Lolium perenne, 1170 nucleotides long. RefSeq lists its product as uncharacterized. NCBI's taxonomy places the organism in Eukaryota, Viridiplantae, Streptophyta, Magnoliopsida, Poales, Poaceae. The record is from RefSeq and is a predicted model, not a curated record.